CCCAUUAACCUCUGUAAUCUGUCUCUCUCUGUCUCUCUCUGUCUACUUGCCCCCACUUAACCCGGGACCAAAGGCAACAAAUAGCCAAACCAAACCCAGCAUUAUAGCACUAGUUAGCUCUCUCUCUGUAUAAUUAAUAUUAGAUAAGUAGUAGUGAGGCUGGAGAGUCAACAUCCUUGUUGGUCCUUCAGUCCUUGCUGGUACCAUUCUGUGUAAGCAAAGAAGAUGGGGGAAGAAAUGAAUGGGAUCGACACGGAGAGCUACGGAGAGAACGGCCACGAUAGGAUCGACUACGUGUUCAAGGUGGUGGUGAUCGGCGACUCUGCUGUGGGGAAGACCCAGCUGCUCUCCAGGUUCGCCAAGAACGAGUUCCGCUUCGACUCCAAGUCCACCAUCGGCGUCGAGUUCCAGACCAGAACCGUUUCCAUCGCCGGAAAAGUCAUCAAGGCCCAGAUCUGGGACACUGCCGGCCAAGAAAGAUACAGGGCAGUGACGAGCGCAUACUACCGAGGAGCACUAGGGGCCAUGCUGGUAUACGACAUCACCAAGAGGCAGAGCUUCGACCAUCUGGCCAAGUGGGUCGAGGAGCUCCGGGCCCACGCGAACCACUCCAUAGUGAUCAUGCUCAUCGGCAACAAGGCCGACCUCGCCGGGGACAUGAGGGCAGUCCCUAUGGAGAAUGCUGUGGACUUUGCGCAAGACCAAGGCCUCUUCUUCUCGGAGACCUCCGCGCUCAGUGGCGACAACGUGGACGCGGCAUUCCUGAGGCUACUGGAGGAGAUCUACGGCGUCAUUGCUAAGAGGAAAGCACUGGAAUGUGGCGGUGGGGAUCUAAUUGGGAACAAUCUUAAUGGUGUGAGUAAUGCUGCCUUGUAUUCAGGGUCGUCCAAGAAGAUCCAUAUUGUGCCUUCAGGCUCAGGAUGUGAUUUGGAAGAUGUCAGUGACUUGAAGAAACCAUCCGCCUGCUCCUGCUGAUUUGGGUAUCUUUGUAUGACGAGUCUGGAUCCUCGACUGGAGUUCUUCAAGUUCAGGCCGGAACCUGAAACCCCUAAAGGAAAGGUCAAAGGAGGAAAAGAACACCGCCUAGAGUCAAAAAAGAGAGCCCAGCUAAAGAAACCCUUUCGUCUCCCUUCAUGUUUGAUUUUAUCCAUAUUAUUCUACGCUUUCCUUUAAUGAAGUGGGGUACUAAAUUAGUUGGCGAAGAUGCUUUCCCUUCUACUGAGAUUUAGAGAUGCGAUGAUGAUCGUGUCUCGUAUAAAAAAAUAAAUCCCCAACCUGGGAAUCAUAUUUAAGUGUA
Messenger RNA from Eucalyptus grandis, 1297 nucleotides. RefSeq names its product ras-related protein RABA3. The coding region runs from base 226 to 975 and encodes 249 amino acids. Gene Ontology annotation, cellular component: endosome. The record is from RefSeq and is a predicted model, not a curated record. NCBI's taxonomy places the organism in Eukaryota, Viridiplantae, Streptophyta, Magnoliopsida, Myrtales, Myrtaceae. Gene Ontology annotation, molecular function: GTP binding; GTPase activity. The transcript has 2 exons.